UUGUAUAGUCGCUAUUCUCGAUAUUUGCGAAUACUCAAUACGUCAUGUUGGUCAUGCGCACGUUCUCGCCGCGUUUAAUCGUUCCGGUUACUUUGAAUAUUAAAUAAUAAUAUACUAAUAUAUUAUGACUAUAAAUUACGUUUAUUCAGUUUAUUCAUUUAUUGUUUGUUCGACUGUGAAUCCAGUUUCGAGUAUCGACAUUUCAAGUAAACAUGAAUGGGUCAAAAAAUAUCAAAAAUGUAGAUAAUAAAGGUGUAUCAAAAAUUUACAAAAUAUUUGAAGAAAUAUAUUUGAAAGCACCUACUUUUUUAAAGGAUCUGUCAAACAAUUCUGUAUGUAUUGAUAAUACAGAUUCCAUACGAGAGCAAAUUGAUUUUAAGAAAAUUGAUACAAAAUUUAAAAAUGGAGAAUAUUGCCACAUUACUGAUGCAAUAAAAGAUAUAAGGACAGUAUUCUUAAACUGCUAUUCAUUUUAUGGCGCUAGAAGUAAUCAUACUAAACAAUCAUUAGAACUGGAAGAACUAUUAGAAGAAAAAAUUAGCUACCUUGAUGAAAAUUUUAAAUUACUGGCUGAUGUUAAUCUUACAUUAAAUUUGCUAAACAUGAAAGGAAAACCUAGUUCAAAAUUGAGAUAUCCAAAAGAUUGUUAUGAUUCAGUAUUAUUACGAAGUGUUUCACAUUGUCGCCCUGAACGAUUAAAAAAGUAUCAUAAAACAUUAUCUACUACUCUUACCACAGAUAAAGAUAAUGCACAUAUUUUAGAAAAAAUAUCAAGUUGGGAAAAUAAUGUUAAUUUUAAUUAUGUAUUUCAUCAAUAUAUAAGUUCAAUGUGGGAGCUACCAGAAAUAGGUAAUUUUCUGGCUAUUAUAUUUAAAAAACUUGAUCUUGAUAUUAUUAACCAAGGUGAAAUUGAAAGAAUGUUUUUAAUGCCUAAAGAAUCUACAACUAUGGAUAAAGUUAUGAGUACUCUUUUGGGUUCAUUCAAAACAACCAAGAGUAAGCAAUUAAUGCCAUAUAAGGUUUGGUCUAAAAAACUUUCAAAGAAAGUAUCAGAUUGGUGUAGAGUAUACCAUGCAAAUAACCAAAAUAAAGUCAUUGCACUGGAUUUACUGGGUAUCCAUCCAGAUUUUUGGACUGUUGUUAAUGAAAAAAAUCCUUUAAUUGAAAAAAACUACAGUGAACUCUCGUAUUUUAUAAAAGUUUGGCUUGUAAAAGGACUUUGUGAUUAUAUUACUAUUAAAUUUAAAACUAUCAAUGAUAUUGUAACCAAUUGUAAUGCAAGACAAUGUACAAUAUGGAAGAACGAUUUGGAAACUGAGGAAUAUUUCUUUUUUGAUUCAAUGCCAGAUUUAAGGAUAUAUUAUUAUAACAUUCCAUAUGAUGAACCAUGUCUUGAAUUUCUCGAAUCAGUAAAAACUGAUAAUGAAGUAGUAAAAUUUGAAGAUAAACUAACUAUGAGUGGUUUUUCUGAGGAUUUUCAUAUGAUACAAAAAAGAAAACAUUUUAAGCUUAUUGCUGAUUCGGUAGAAAGUCUUCGGGAUUUUGUUUAUGAAUUGAACACAGACGGAAAAUCAGUUCCUGAAAAUUUAAUAAGCUCUCUAGAGAAUUUUAUUGUUAAUAUUGAACCGGAAGAAUAUAAUUACAUUGCCAUGAACAAUGAUUCUAAAAUACAAUUAUUUAAGGACUGGUUAUCAUAUAUGGAUAAAGAUAAUAUAUCAGUUUCGGAAGAAAAAGAUUCUAAGUCAAUAGCUAAAACUAAAAAUGAAGAAUUAAUUAUUGCUGAGAAACGUCAAAGAAAAUUAAUUGUUCACCAAAAUGUUGAUACAAAUGAUUCUGAUGAAUAUGUUAGUGAAAAUGAUAAAUCCUUAUCUGAUUUUACUGAUUCCGAAGAUGAAUGGGGUGCUAUAAAUCAGCCUAAAUUUAAAGUCAAACAACCACAGCAGACACCUUCUAAACUUUUUUCUUGA
Acyrthosiphon pisum (pea aphid) is the source of this 1967-nucleotide messenger RNA. RefSeq lists its product as uncharacterized. Lineage: Eukaryota; Metazoa; Arthropoda; Insecta; Hemiptera; Aphididae. The record is from RefSeq and is a predicted model, not a curated record. Bases 213 to 1967 code for a protein of 584 amino acids. The transcript is spliced from 12 exons. Gene Ontology annotation, molecular function: protein binding.